ACUAUUAACUCACAAAUACCAACAAGUUUACCACAAAUACCAAAAAUAACACAUUCAACAACUACACUAUCAACAACUUUGUCAUCAACACCAUCAAAAGUUUUACCACCACCACUAGGAUAUUUAAAAAAAAAAAAAUGAAAAUGCUAGAAAAAUGUUCUCUAACUUCUAUUUAUAUACGUAUAUUUAUGGACUAUUUAUAUACAUAUAUAUAAUGAACUAUCAUUAUGUUCUACUAGUCAUGAAAGUUGAUGUAAAGUAAUUUAAAAAAAAUUGUUUAAAUAGUAAUAUUCUGUUUGUGCGCAAGCUGUUUGGAGUUUGAUGUUUUGAGCAUUUGUUGUAAUAGUCAAAACUUAAACAAAUUUUGAAUUAAUAUAUCUGAAUUAAAAUAUAUGUUACAUCAUUAUUUUUAGUUGAAAUCAAGUUGAGUUAUUUAUUCAUGUUUGUUUUGAUCCUGUAAUAGCUGCAACUUUUGUUGGAAACAAAAUUAUCGAUCUAAUGAUCUUCAACGAUCUGCAAUGCAUGUUAUUUCUGUUCUUCAUUUUAAGUACUACUGUUGAAUUACUGCAUAAGAACAUGCUCCACCAUUCUCUGUUCUGCCAAGCAACAAGUUUUAAAUUUUUAACUCUUCUUUUUAUUCAAAAGUUUCAAUUCGCUCGAAUCAAACUCAAAGAAGUUCUCAAACUUUUUUUUAAAGAAUUAGCUCUUGAUUUUUUUGGUGUUUAAAAGUCUCCAUUUACUUGGAUUAAACUCCUAGAGAUUGUCAGACAAGUUUAGCAGUUUAAAAAUUUCAUUGUAGUCAUUGACAAUUUGAUAAAGCAUUUCACUUAAUAUUCUAAAAAUAUCUAAAAAAGAGACAUGGGGAAAAAAGAAUAGAUAAAAACAAUUUUACUCAUUAAAUUAAAUUUUUAUAAGGAUUAUAUUUGAAGACAUGGCUACAGGGAAGAAGAAGCACUGAUGGAAGAGCAGCUCAUUAAAAGAAGAACUUUAACUAUUAUAUAAUAUAUAAAUGGUAAGCAACGUUUGUAAUGAGCAACCAAAUUCUUUGCAAAAUGGUAAUGAUAUGCAAGCAAAAGUUUAUAUGGACUACAAUGCAACAACUCCAUUAGCUCCAACAGUUGCUAAAGAAAUUCAACAGUCAUUGUUUACAGCUUGGGGCAACCCAAGUAGUUCUCAUUCUGCUGGUGUCCAAGCAAAAUUAAUUAUCUCCAAAGCUAGAGAAAAUUUGAGAAAAAUGCUUAAUUCAUUAAGUUCUAAUGAAAUUUUCUUUAUGUCAGGUGGAACAGAGGCUAAUAACCAUGUCAUUCACAGUACAAUAAAGUAUUUUAAAGAAUGUUUUAAUGAAAACACUGAUAGAAAACCUCAUGUAAUUAGCAGUGUUAUUGAACAUGAUUCAAUAAUAAAGCCCCUUUUACAACUGGAAAAAGAAGGAUGUCUUGAUUUAACUUUAGUUGGUGUGUGUAAACAUCUUGGUCAUGUUGAUCCAGAUGAAAUUUUCAGCAAUGUUCAAGAUAACACUGUUCUUGUUACUAUUAUGAUGGCUCAUAAUGAAACAGGAGCAAUACAGCCAAUUAAAGAAAUUAGUUCUGGAAUCAAGAAAAUAAACGAGCAAAGGGUAGGAAAAUCUAAUCUAAGUGUAUUUGUACACACAGAUGCAGCUCAGGCUAUUGGAAAAAUCAAAGUGGAUGUACAGGAAUUAGGUGUUGAUUAUUUAACUGUGGUUGGACAUAAGUUUUAUGGGCCUAAAAUAGGUGCAUUAUGGGUUCACUCUUUGUGUCCAUUAAAUCCUAUGUUGUAUGGUGGGGGGCAAGAGAAAGGAAAAAGACCUGGGACAGAGAAUGUAUGUAUGAUUGCUGGACUUGGAGAAGCAGCUAGGUUGGUUAGCGAAAACCUAAAUGUAUAUGAGGCUCAUUUUAAAAAGGUCAAAUUUCUGAGAAUCAGUAAAGCGGAUUGUAUUGGAUGUUUUCACAAGAUGUUGAGAAUUCUAUACCAAUUAAAUAAAAAUUCAUUAAAGGUGACCAAGGAAAGACCAUUUAGAGAUGAAAGGCUAUCUAAAGUUUCAGUUAGAUAAAGCCUUUUCCUCAUGCAUCAGUUAUAACGAGAUGCCGUGCGCAACUCUAUCUAAUACAUUAAACAUAUCGAUAACAAGCUAUUCAUUGAACGGAAGAGAAGUUUUAAAUCGAUGCAAGUUUUUGCUAGCAAGCGUUGGUGCCGCUUGUCAUUCUGAAAACGGAGAAAGCGUGUCGGCUUCUUUGCUGGCCCACGGCAUAACUGAAGAAAUUGCAAAGCGUGCUAUUAGAUUAAGCUUGGGGAGGGAUACUUCAGAGAACGAUAUUGAUAUUAUAGUAUCAGAUUUAAGAUCUGUUUUUGUUUAAUAUAUUUUAAUGCCGAAAA
Hydra vulgaris (swiftwater hydra) is the source of this 2394-nucleotide messenger RNA. Its product is annotated as selenocysteine lyase. NCBI's taxonomy places the organism in Eukaryota, Metazoa, Cnidaria, Hydrozoa, Anthoathecata, Hydridae. The record is from RefSeq and is a predicted model, not a curated record.